Molecule: messenger RNA, 501 nt
Organism: Zingiber officinale
Lineage: Eukaryota; Viridiplantae; Streptophyta; Magnoliopsida; Zingiberales; Zingiberaceae
Product: early nodulin-like protein 1
Exons: 2
Coding region: 1-501 (166 amino acids)
Cellular component (GO): plasma membrane
Molecular function (GO): electron transfer activity
Source: RefSeq, a predicted model, not a curated record
AUGGCUUUUUCUUCGUUUUCUUCUAAUGGUUUGGCGUUUUUGCUGCUGCUUGCAGUGGCUCUGGUGGAUUCAGCUCGAGGCUGUGUGUUCUACGCCGGAGGAAAAGAUGGAUGGGUGCUGAAUCCCUCGGAGAGCUACGGGCAUUGGGCCGAGAGAAAUCGGUUUCAAGUCAAUGACUCCAUUGUUUUUAAGUACAAGAAGGGGGAGGACUCUGUUUUGGUGGUGGCGGAGCAAGACUUUGAUUCGUGCGACGUGAGCAACCCGAUCCGGAAGCUCAAUGGCGGCGACUCCCGGUUUGUGUUCGAGCGGUCGGGGCCGUUUUUCUUCGUCAGCGGAGCGCCAGGGAGGUGCGAGCGCGGGCAGAAGCUGGCAGUGGUGGUGAUGGUCGUGCGACGACCAUGCUGGCCGCCCAUCUCGGCCCCGCGGUCCUGCCUCCGACCCCUGCUUCUUCGCCACCUCGAUGGGCACCUCAGUAUCCGCCUCUGCUUCCUCCGUCGGUGA